This is a messenger RNA of Physella acuta, 823 nucleotides long. Its product is annotated as lysM and putative peptidoglycan-binding domain-containing protein 3. Lineage: Eukaryota; Metazoa; Mollusca; Gastropoda; Physidae. The record is from RefSeq and is a predicted model, not a curated record.
AAAAACUAAAGUAGUCAGGUAGACUUGAUGGCCACACCUCAAAGAAAAAUAAAAAUUACCACGGCAACAUUCCAGCACAAAAUGUUAAAGCAGCCAGGGUGUACCUGUUUGGAGAUUCAGUUGCGGAAGAAGAUGAUGACAAUGUUGAAUAUGAAAUGAGAUCUCGUCAUAAAAAAGGUGCCACCUAUGACGGAGGUUUAUUGCAAGACCAACCACAGUAUUUUGAAAAAGAAAUAAUUGAAGGUGAAACACUUCAGGCCAUAGCUCUCAGAUAUGCCUGCCAGUUUUCCAGAGGAAAUAACAGACUCAAGUCAAGCAGAUUUCCUUCGAGUGCAAGAGAGAAUGAAAAUGCUGAAGAAGUGUUUUUGGACAAUCACUUUGAUGACACUGACUCUCAGCAUGACUUUAGUGACCCUGACACACAGCUGAAGAUUUUAAGGACUUUGAGCAUACGAGAAAACUUUUCAGCCGAGGGGAAAGAAGCAGAAAAAUUUCUCAACAAAAUGGACGAAGAUUUAAAAAAGUUUAAGCAGUCGUCUCACCGGCCGGAGCGUGAAUCCUUGACAGAAGUGAUCUCAGUAUUGACUAACAAAAGCAUCCACCCCCUGAUGACCAAUAGACCUAAGAAAUCUAGCGGCGCUGACUGCGGUUUAAGCUGGUGGUCCAUCAUCAUCAUCUCUUUAACUGUAACAAUCAUUUUACCUUCUAUAGGCUUGAUAUACUACUUCUUCUAUUAUCAUUCUCAUUCAUAGCACAAAAUGUGACAUCAGUUCAUUUUUGCUAGCUUUUUAACAUACCAGUACAGCUGAGUUGAGCUUGAUCA